AUGGCUGGAAGGAAUGACGCUGCAAUGGCUGCCGCAAUGCAAGCGAUGGCACAAGCUGUGCAGAACUUGCCAAAUGCUGGUGGAGAUGCUGGAUCACGUAGCUUGGCGACUUUUCAAAGAGAGAAUCCGCCGGUGUUUAAAGGGAAGCAUGAUCCAGAUGCAGCCUUGGGAUGGUUGAAAGAGAUCGAGAGAAUCUUCCGUGUUAUGGAUUGCACUCCAGCUCAGAAGGUUCGGUAUGGUACUCACAUGCUAGCAGUCGAAGCUGAUGACUGGUGGCUAGAGACUCACGAGAGGUUGACCGUGGCAGGUGAAGUCAUUACUUGGGAUGUAUUCCGUAGGGAAUUCAUGAGAAAGUAUUAUCCGGAAGAUGUCCGUGGUAAGAAAGAAAUUGAGUUCCUUGAGCUGAAGCAAGGAAACAUGUCUGUCACUGAUUAUGCUGCAAAAUUUGUGGAGUUGUCCAAAUUUUAUCCUCAUUACACUGGUGCUGGUGCUGAAUUUUCAAAGUGCAUCAAGUUUGAAAACGGACUGCGCUCUGAAAUUAAGAAGGCUGUUGGGUAUCAGAAGAUACGCAUUUUUACUGAAUUGGUUGAUAGCUGCAGGAUAUUUGAAGAAGACAAUAAUGCUCAUUACAAGAUUGUCAGUGACCGCAGGGGCAAGCAACAUCAAAACCGUGGCAAGCCGUAUGAUGCUCCAGUGGGAAAAGGGAAACAAAGAGCUGCUCCGGCUCAGAGGACUAGUAGGGGAGGUGCUCCUGCUGGUAUAGUUUGCUUCAAAUGUGGUCAGGCUGGUCAUAAGAGUAAUGUAUGCACUGCUGAAGUAAAGAGGUGUUUUCGCUGUGGUAAGACUGGCCAUGCAAUAGCUGAUUGCAAGCACAAGGAAAUGAUUUGUUUUAAUUGUGGCGAAGAAGGGCAUAUUGGAAGUCAGUGUCAGAAGCCAAAGAAAUCUCGAACUGGAAAGGUGUUCGCAUUGACCGGAACUCAAACCUCCAGUGAGGACAGACUUAUCCGAGGUACAUGUUUCAUAAAUGGUACUCCUUUAAUUACUAUUAUUGAUACCGGUGCUACACACUGUUUUAUUUCUGCUUACUGUGCUCGAAGACUGGGUUUAAAAUUGUCCGCUUUGGAUGGUGAAUUGAUUGUUGAGACCCCAGCUAAGAGAUCAAUAACUACUUCUUGGGUAUGUUUAAAAUGUCCUUUGUCGAUCUUCGAUAAAGAUUUCUAUGUUGAUUUAGUAUGUUUGCCGUUGGAUGGGAUGGAUGUAAUUCUUGGUAUGAACUGGUUAGAGUAUAAUUAUGUUCAUAUAAAUUGUUAUCAUAAGUCGGUGAGGUUUUCCACUCCUGAAGAGGAAGGAGUUGACUUAUUACCUUUCAGAGAAUUGCGAAAAUUGAUGAAAGAGGAAGCUCAGAUGUUUUCUUUGAUGGCGACGUUGUCGGUUGAGAGUAAAGCUAAGAUUGAUGAACUGUUAGUGGUGAAAGAAUUCCCUGAAGUUUUUCCUGAUGAAAUUCCUAGUGUGCCGCCAGAGAGGGAAGUUAAAUUUACUAUUGAUCUGGUACCUGGUACUAGGCCUGUUUCGAUGAAGAAAGAUGGUAGUAUGAGGCUUUGUAUUGAUUAUAGACAAUUGAAUAAAGUAACGAUCAAGAAUAAGUAUCCACUACCGAGAAUAGAUGAUUUGAUGGAUCAAUUAGUGGGUGCUUGUGUGUUCAGUAAAAUUGAUUUGAGAUCGGGCUAUCAUCAGAUCAAAGUGAAAGAUGAAGACAUCCAGAAGACAGCGUUCAGAACUCGGUAUGGACAUUAUGAGUAUUCUGUGAUGCCUUUCGGUGUGACUAAUGCGCCGGGAGUAUUUAUGGAAUACAUGAAUCGUAUUUUCCAUACUUAUCUGGACCAUUUUGUGGUAGUAUUUAUUGAUGAUAUUUUGAUUUACUCUAAGUCCAAAGAAGAGCACAAGGAACAUUUGAGAUUAGUGUUGGAUGUUUUGAAAGAUAAGAAAUUGUAUGCGAAGCUGUCCAAGUGUGAGUUUUGGUUAAGAGAAGUCAGUUUUCUCGGCCAUGUAAUUUCAGGAAAAGGUAUUGCUGUAGAUCCUUCCAAGGUAGAAGCUGUAUUGCAAUGGGAGACUCCUAAGUCGGCUACCGAGAUUAGAAGCUUUUUGGGAUUAGCUGGAUAUUAUAGAAGGUUUAUUGAAGGAUUUUCUAAGUUAGCAUUUCCGUUAACUAAAUUAACUUGUAAAGGUAAAGCUUUCGUGUGGGAUGUUCAGUGCGAAGAGAGUUUUAAUGAAUUAAAAAAAGCUCAGCUAGGGCAAAGAAACGUUUCUCAAAAGUUCCACAACAUGUCCAAACAUCCAUCAUCAUCUGGUACCAAACCUUCCCAACAUGCAAAGACUCCAUCCAUGGAGUUUGAAGAUGAAGACGUGAUGGACGUCACUCCUCUGUGCAUGAUAUCGGGCGACACCACAGGUCCCUCCUCCAAUACUGGAGAUAGGCAAGGUAAUACCUCUGGUAACUCCUCUCUUCUUAAAGACAUGUAUUAUGCUGAUAGUGCUAUAAGGAAACUAGUCACGAGAAUUCUGAGUGAAGGGCACAAAGUUGAAGGGGUUUCUACCCCUCUGUCCAGAAGGGAACCCUCUCCUGAAGGAGAACCCCAUGCUGAUAAAGAUGAUGAUUCAUCUAGAUCAGAAAAGGAGGUUGCUGCUGAAGGGCUUUGCUCUCUAGGUAAAACCCUACCUAGCAAGAAACCAAAUGUGCCUCAAGAAAAGAUUAUUGACCUAGAGGAAGGAAGCACUGAAGGAGAGGAUGAUCCUUUGGUUCAUCUGGUAAAACCUAGUGUAGCUGAAAAACUGAGAACUAAGAAAGGAAAAAGGGUGGCUAAAAUGAGAGCUGCUAGGGUGAAAAAGACUGCAGGUAUAGGACCCUCAAAACCCUGGAGCAAGGUUGAGGUUGGGAAAAGAAAAGAAAGAGACAACACUGAUUCUGUGGAGGAUGUCAAAAACGAUGUCCCAGACAUCUCCCCUGCCAAAAGGCAGGUUGUUCAGAAAUCUUUUGGCAAGGCUGCUGCUGUCCAUCUAGACAACAUCUCCUUUCAUUUGGAAGAUGGAGCAGCAAAGUGGAAAUAUGUCAUUCAGAGAAGAGUAGCCAUUGAAAGAGAACUUGGACAAGAAGUUGUAGAGGUAAAGGAGGUAAUUGAGCUUAUCAAAAAUGCUAAACUCAUGAAGACUGUGGUAACUCUACCCCAAUGCUAUGAGGGGCUGGUUAAAGAGUUUAUUGUUAAUAUCCCUGAGGAUAUUCAUGAUAAGAACAACAGGGAGUUUUGCAAGCUGUUUAAGGGAAGUCAUGUCAAUGAUGUCGUGACAUCUGCCAGAAGGGAGUCUACAUCUAAAGGGAGCCUGAUUGACCAACUAAAAGAGACCUGCAAAGAAUUGGACAAUGGUAUAAGGGUGGCCAGGGCCAGAAAAGAAGCUUUAGAAGUUCUCAUCUAUAGCCUGGAAAGGGAAGACAUAGAGAAGGCUGGUAAGGAUUCAAAUGCAAGACCUAAAUCCCAAUCCAGUGGCAGCUCUGGAAGUUUAGAAGACUCUGAAGGUGCAGGUGAAGAUACAAGUGAAGGUGAAAGUGAUGUUUCUUCUUCUGAUUAA
Messenger RNA from Lathyrus oleraceus (garden pea), 3621 nucleotides. RefSeq lists its product as uncharacterized. The transcript has 4 exons. Bases 1 to 3621 code for a protein of 1206 amino acids. Gene Ontology annotation, molecular function: zinc ion binding; nucleic acid binding. The record is from RefSeq and is a predicted model, not a curated record. NCBI's taxonomy places the organism in Eukaryota, Viridiplantae, Streptophyta, Magnoliopsida, Fabales, Fabaceae.